AUGUCUCCAUACCAGUUAGUCUAUGAUAAGGCUUGUUAUUUGCUAGUGGAGUUGGAGCACAAAGCAUAUUGGGCAGCAAAGUUCUUGAAUUUCGAUGCCAAGGUUGCAGGAGAGAAAAUGCUACUCCAGCUAAAUGAGCUUGAUGAGUUCAAACACUUUGCCUAUGAGAAUGUCAAGCUCUACAAGGAAAGGGCCAAAAAGUGGCAUGAUAGAAAGAUAGCUUCAAGAGUAUUUGAGCCUAGACAGAAGGUUUUGCUAUUCAAUUCUCGGCUCAAGCUCUUUCUUGGGAAGCUUAAGUCUAGAUGGUCUGGACCCUUUCUGGCCACUGGAGUGUCACCCUAUGGUCAUGUGGAACUUCAAGAUAGGAAUUUAGACAGCAAAUUCAUAGUCAAUGGCCAGCGAGUAAAACAUUAUCUUGGAGAUGAGAUUGAUCAUCAGAGAUCCACUCAUUUGCUGACAUGGCAGAUGUGA
This is a messenger RNA of Arachis stenosperma, 471 nucleotides long. RefSeq lists its product as uncharacterized. The record is from RefSeq and is a predicted model, not a curated record. Bases 1 to 471 code for a protein of 156 amino acids. Lineage: Eukaryota; Viridiplantae; Streptophyta; Magnoliopsida; Fabales; Fabaceae. The transcript has a single exon.